GGGCCGCCGGAGCGGCCGCACCGGGCGAUGCGAUGACAACGUCCACCCUGCAGAAGGCCAUCGACCUGGUCACCAAAGCCACUGAGGAGGACAAGGCCAAGAACUACGAGGAGGCAUUGCGGCUGUACCAGCACGCCGUGGAGUACUUCCUGCACGCCAUCAAAUAUGAGGCUCAUAGCGACAAGGCCAAGGAGAGCAUCAGGGCCAAGUGCAUGCAGUAUCUGGACCGGGCGGAGAAGCUGAAGGAGUACCUGAGGAGCAAGGACAGGCACGGCAAGAGGCCUGUCAGGGAAGCACAGAAUUACAACAAGGGGAGUGACAGUGACAGCGAGGGCGAGAACCCUGAGAAGAAGAAGCUGCAGGAGCAGCUGAUGGGUGCCAUCGUGAUGGAGAAGCCCAAUGUGCGGUGGAAUGACGUGGCUGGGCUGGAGGGAGCCAAGGAAGCCCUGAAGGAGGCCGUAAUCCUGCCCAUCAAGUUCCCACACCUGUUCACAGGGAAGCGCACACCCUGGCGAGGGAUCCUGCUCUUUGGGCCGCCUGGCACGGGCAAGUCCUACCUGGCCAAGGCUGUGGCCACCGAGGCCAACAACUCCACCUUCUUCUCUGUGUCAUCCUCUGACCUGAUGUCGAAGUGGCUGGGGGAGAGCGAGAAGCUGGUGAAGAACCUGUUUGAGCUGGCGAGGCAGCACAAACCCUCCAUCAUCUUCAUCGAUGAGGUGGACUCUCUGUGUGGCUCUCGCAAUGAGAACGAGAGUGAGGCAGCUCGGCGCAUCAAGACCGAGUUCCUGGUGCAGAUGCAAGGAGUGGGAAACAACAGCGACGGGAUCCUGGUGCUGGGUGCCACCAACAUCCCCUGGGUGCUGGACUCAGCCAUCAGGAGAAGGUUCGAGAAGAGGAUCUACAUCGCCUUGCCCGACGAGGCAGCGCGGGCCCAGAUGUUCCGGCUGCACCUGGGGAACACCCCGCACUCCCUGACCGACGCCAACAUCCAGGAGCUCGCCCGCAAGACCGAGCGCUACUCGGGGGCCGACAUCAGCAUCAUCGUGAGGGACGCCCUGAUGCAGCCCGUGCGCAAGGUGCAGUCGGCCACACACUUCAAGAAGGUCUGUGGCCCCUCCCGCACCACCCCCGGUGCCCUCGUGGAUGAUCUCCUGACGCCAUGCUCGCCUGGUGACCCUGGGGCCAUCGAGAUGACCUGGAUGGAGGUGCCCAGUGACAAGCUGAUGGAGCCCAUUGUCUGCAUGUCAGACAUGCUGCGCUCGCUGGCCACCACCCGCCCCACCGUCAAUGAUGAGGAUCUCCUCAAAGUGAAGAAAUUCACGGAGGACUUUGGACAGGAAGGUUGAGAAAGGGCAUGGGGGGUGUGGGGUUUUGGGGCAGCUGCAGGCCCCGCUGUGCCCCCCUCCCCAGCCGUGCCAAACCGACUCAUGAUCGCUCACUCCUGCCCCACUGCACUGCAGCACCCGGCAGGCGCGGGGACACGGCCCGGGGGGCUCACACUACGGGGGGUGGGUCUGAGCAUGGCCUGGGCGGCCGGGUCCUCCCCCCUGGCUGCACCCCACUCUUCUUCUUGCUCUUUUUUUAUUUUUUAACUUAAUGCUGCUUUGGGUUCUGUCUUGUUUAUAUGAAAAUAAAAACAAUCUGAGAGCUUCA
This is a messenger RNA of Sturnus vulgaris (Common starling), 1653 nucleotides long. RefSeq names its product vacuolar protein sorting 4 homolog A (gene VPS4A). The record is from RefSeq and is a predicted model, not a curated record. Gene Ontology annotation, molecular function: ATP hydrolysis activity; ATP binding. Gene Ontology annotation, biological process: vacuole organization; endosomal transport. NCBI's taxonomy places the organism in Eukaryota, Metazoa, Chordata, Aves, Passeriformes, Sturnidae.